AUGGAUCCAAGGGUGAUCCUUAAGGAGACCAAUGAUGCCAGUAGUCCAGCUAAGAAAAGGAAGGGGAGAGAAUCGAAAUAUAUAAAACAGGAAUUACAACAAGAAAGAACCCAGGAGGACAUUGUUGUUGUCCCAGUGAGGAAGGGCCGCAAAGGCUCAAAAUGGCAGGGAUCAGGCUUCAUCACCAAGAGAGGUGACCAGAUUUUGUCCUACACUUCAGAAAACAAGAUAACUUACAGGAAAGGAGACUGUGUAUACCUAGAGAAUGCCCGUCGGGACCAGCCCUACCUCGUUUGUGGGAUUAAAGACUUCAGACUGACUAAGCGUGAGACACUGGUGGUUGGAAUCAAGUGGUACUUUCGCCUGUCUGAGGUGCCUGAUAGUGUCUACCAACUGCUAGUUCAAGACAGACACAGUGAAAUGUGUCAGAUCAUUUGUGGGACAAGCUAUUAUGGUGUCUCAUUAAAGAAUAAUGAGACAGAAGAAAGACUGUUAUAA
Messenger RNA from Ylistrum balloti, 498 nucleotides. RefSeq names its product arginine-glutamic acid dipeptide repeats protein-like. The coding region runs from base 1 to 498 and encodes 165 amino acids. NCBI's taxonomy places the organism in Eukaryota, Metazoa, Mollusca, Bivalvia, Pectinida, Pectinidae. The transcript is spliced from 4 exons. The record is from RefSeq and is a predicted model, not a curated record. Gene Ontology annotation, molecular function: chromatin binding.